CAAAGAUGCAGGAUGUCCUCUUUCAAUAGUCAACACUCCGGAAGUGAUCGUGUCAGAGGGGUAAAGAGAGCCGUUACCCUGAAUAACGAUUAGAUAUACCCCGAAUCCUCGAUUUUAAAGUUCUAGAACGGGGUCGUCGUAGGGGGCACCGAUAUUCAGAUAUUGCAACGAAAACAAUUGAUGCAAACGUGAGCCAUACUCGUCAAGAUGAGUGUGUUGUGUCGUAAAACCCGUCCCUAGUGUUUACAAUCGUUCUUUAUGAAACUAAUCGUUGUUGUGAUUUCAAAUCGGAGCAAGUAUUCAUAAAACUUUGAUAGUGAUUGCUCGAUUUUCGAAUCAAUCCAUUCGAGAUCAAUCAGAGUAUAUAAUAAAAAAAGCAAUUUAUGUGAAUAUAGUUGAUUGUAUUUUUGCGUAUUACUUCAAACUGUAAUCUCUUGUUACGAAAAUGGCGCAUUGUCCGAAUCGCCGAUAUUCGUACGAAAAUUCUGUACGCUUUUACAUGGAUGACACGAAGUGAACUUUCCUGCAACUCUAAUGCGGAAGAACUUUAUUGGGGCCAAGUAACACAAAAAGAUUUCGAACAGUCUAAAAGAUGGAUGCAACAAUUGAGAGGGAGUGCAGUGCUUUGGGUGGCCUUUUUCAACAGAUUAUAACUGACAUGAAGAAUGGGGCUCCAUUAUGGGAAGAUUUAAUUUCAAAAGCAACUAAAUUACAUUCAUGUUUAAGGGCUGCUAUUUUGGCUGUAUCUGCAUAUCUUGAAACAUUUCAAAAAAUUGCUGAUGCUGCUACUAAUGCAAGAGGUGCAACGAAAGAGAUUGGUACUGCUUUAACACGGAUAUGUCUUAGGCAUAAAGCAGUAGAAACACGUAUGAAAUCAUUUACCAGUGCUAUAAUGGACUGCUUGGUAUUACCUCUUCAAGAAAAAUUAGAAGAUUGGAAAAAAUCCUUAAUAAACUUAGAUAAGGAACAUGCCAAAGAAUACAAAAAAGCAAAAGCAGAAUUAAGAAAACGAUCUACUGAUACUUUACGUUUACAAAAGAAAAAAGCACGUAAAAGUCAACAUUUACAAGGACAAACUCAAGGAUAUGGUUCAUUAACAGGGGACAUCGAAUUGAAUCGAAUGUUAGAAUCUUCAGCUGCAGUAGUUCAGGAGAAACGUUUAAGUUUAGAAGAAACUGAAAGAAAAGCUGUUCGAGCAGCUUUACUUGAAGAAAGAGGCAGAUAUUGUCUUCUUGCUAGAUUUUUGAAACCAGUACUUGAUGAGGAAAUUGCAAUGCUAAUGGAACUCACGCAUCUUCAAGAAGUUUCUGAUCAAUUACAACGACAUGCAGCCUCUCCACAUCAUUUACCACCUGCAUCAGAACAAGUGAUAACAGAUAUAAAAGGUUGCGACGUUACACAAUGGUCACUUGCUACGCCUCCAUCGAGCCCUUCCUUGUCUCUUGGGUCACGGAAAAGUUCAAUGUGUUCAAUCAGUUCUUUAACAAGUAGCAGCAGUGGUUCCUGCAAAAGUCACCCAAGUCCAUCUGGACAUCCGUGGCAUAGAUCGCUCUCUCAGUCUGUCGGUGUCAGGCCCUCCAGCAUCAGCGGUUUGAUGACGCUGCGCCACUUGGCAAACGGUAGUUCCCGUGACUCUGGCUUCACUUCUCAGGACACAUUGUAUACACAACCAAUUUCUGAACAUCAGGUAUCAAAUGUGUCUUCUCAAACUAAUAAAAAUACUGGUUGUACUACAACAAGACCUGUAACUACUGCUACUUGGCCUGACUUGCAGGAAACGUCAGUUCAAUAUGAUAGGCAAAAUCAGAACACAGUCAACGAACGGCCGCAUACUAUAUCUUCAGCUUAUGAAAAAGGCCAUCAAAGACCAGCACUCAGCGUCUACACAUUCCAAGCUCCGGAUGUUAGUGGUUGUUGUCAUAGUCAACCUGCUUCUCCAGUUUCUUCUUCCUCUUCAUGUUCUUCCUCUAAUCAAGCAUCCAGAGUACAACUACGUAGGAAUAAUGGUAGUAAUCGUCCUCCUAUACCGAAUAGAUGUUCCAGUUUAGAACGACCUACAGUUCCAUUGAAGAAUGAACCUCCAGGAAGUCCUCGGGGCAAACCUAAAUUACCACUGCCAGCACAUUUAGCAAAAGAAUUAGCAACUCAUCAACUUCAACAACCUAUGUACGUGAAUAUGCAUGAAUUAGCGAACUUAGCUGCAAGUCGAGCUCAAGAAAUGCAAUUACCGUUACCACCACCUCCUGCAUCACUGUCAACACCAGGAGCCGAGAAGACUGAAGUUACGGAAAAAGAUGGCGGUAGUCAAACUUCAGAAUCUAGCGUUGAAUCUAGCAGUGGAUAUGGAAGUCAAACUACAAUACCACAUUCGCAUUCGCUUCAAAAUCAAAAUGAGAAUACUUGGAAUGUACCUGGUGCUGCAUCUACUUUAAUGAUUCGAAGAGGAUCGAUGCAGCAAGCGAUUAAACCUCCUCCGCCAACAAGACGUACAUCUACUAUCAUAACUGCUACAUUUAAUAAUCCUUCAACGACUUCUAAUGAUGAACGCACCGAUAAUACUUGUGAUGAGGUUGAAAAUCUCCCCCCACCACCAGCAUUUUUAUUGGAAGGUUCUUCACCAACAGCUAGCCCUACUCCUCAACGAUCUAUAUCAGUCUCGGAAACAGUGAGAACCCUUACAGAACUGCGCCAUACUCCUGCUAGCCCUUCUCUUUUACGGAAAGCUACAGGGCAAACACAAGCGCAUAAUAAUACAUCUGCUACGUUACCACAUAAUACCGUACUACAAGUUACUCGAUCAAGCGUUGAACGUUCAUGUGCAGCCAUUCGUUCAGCUUCUCAAGAACGUGGUUCAAAUACCACGCAGGUGACGGGAGUCAGUACGAGUGUUAACAUUCAAGGGCAAGGUCCAGGUGGGGUCGGUCAAAGUUUUAUGGCCGUUCUUAGUGCUAAGCUUAUCAAUAGUAACAAUACUACAACUGGUAAUAACACAAGUAACAGUCCUAAAUCUGCAAGGAAACAUUCUGAACAACAGAUAAGUAAAAAUUCCAAAACACCGUCUGGUUUUCUUGAAACAUUAAAUGCUAAAUUAGCGCAACAGCAACAGAAUUUACAAGGUAAUAAUACAACAAGUAGAUCAGCGAGCGUGAGACGCAUAAUGGGUAAUCGUGUACCUAUUAUGGAUCCUUUACAAGUUAGGGACUCUCUUAUGGAUCAGAUACGAAAAGGUACCUCUUUAAGGAAAACCAGUGGUCCCAUCAAUGAUCGUUCGGCUCCUAAAAUCUAUUAAAACGUUAUAGUACCGGUGUUCACGUAAGUUCCUCUAUGUCUGAUGCAUCUGAAUUACAUUAACGAAUGUUUCAACAGUCGCAACACGCAUUAUUGGGCCUGAUCAAUAAUGUGUUUGUCGUCAAUGACGAUUUUUACACGGUGAUCGUAUACAUGUACCUUUAUGAACGUAUAUUCGGUAACUAGAAAUCAGUAUAGACUGACUGACUUCUUUGCACUAUGGUGCACGAGGGUCGGAUUGAAAGAGUAAAUCGUUUACAUAAAUUCGUUAACACUAUUAUUAGUUUUAUUAUUAAUUGUGUAAGAAAGACAAGCUCUAUAUUAAAUCCAUCCUUAAUAUAUACUAUUUUAGUGCGUGUUAUGAUAUAACAUACUACUAUAUAAUUAAUAUAUACCUAUUAAAUUGGUGCGGAAUGAACUUACCUUAAUUAUUCAGUUAGAGUCUGAUGGCAUUGUAUGUGUAAUUGAUAAUUAAAAAUAGUAAGAUUUAAAUAAUAUAUUUAUAAAUUAAAAUAAAGUAGCAUAUUAAUAUAAACACAUACGCAUCAUUUCAACUUUUUUUAGUUUGAACUGAUGUUUCGUUACUAAUGCCCAAUGCUUGCCAGUAUUAACGGGAAAGCUGACUGAUUUAACAAUAUCUUAGGAACAAUUUAAUAUUUUAUACUUUCAUAAAAAAGAGGGAAAGAAUAUACAAAAUCCGCGUAUAAUUUAAUAUAGAGCUUCUGUCUUAUAUUGUUAUUUUUCAUGUAGUUAAUUCAUUUCUUCUUUGUUUUCGUUCAUUUUCAUGUAUGAAACGCACAAGCACAGUUAUCUUUAUUUUAUUAUUGCUUUUGUGUUUUAUUUGGCAUCAUGUUCCUUGCGAACACACUUUCUGAUAGUAAAAUCUGUCAACCAGUGAUGCUAAUUGGUAUGACGAAAUUCAACGUAAAUAUUAUAUAAAUAUUACUGCCCAGGUAGAACUUUAUUUUAGAAUAAGUUUUUAUAUUGGCUCGAUUAUUCCAUCGAUAUCUGUAUUUUAACGUUCAUCUAAUAUUGAUAUAAUAUUGUAUUGCCUAUACUACAGUAUUACUAUUUUAUUGCCGCUUUUUUCCAAAAGCGUUUCAUAAGUCAGUUACAUAUUGUAUUAAACAUUUUGUACGGUGUUGACAGUAGAGUCCACUAUAAUAUAUACAAUUUAUUUCUUUCACACACAUCGAUACUUUUAUUUUUCAUAUUAGCAGGUAGUAUCCAUUAUUGAUACGAAUAUUAUACACGUUAGAAUGAUUCGCGAAUCAACAUUUGACUUGUAUAUUGAUAUUACAUAUCAGACUUUUUGUAUCGCCCUGAUUUUUUAUAUUAAUAUUAAGUAUUGUAUCAUACUGUUACAGAAUUGUUAAAAUAUGUGCAUUUACUAAAACAUGUGUGCAUUUACUAUUGUUCGAGUACUUGCUAGCAACGUUCGGCCAACGUUCCAACAAUAUUGGGCCAACAUUUCGUCCCAGUAUUUGCGUUCUGCCUGGGCAACGCUGUUCCAUUAUCGGUAAAUAUUAAAGUAAACGUGUAUGUGUGUCUCAGAUCGGCAAAAAAGUGGAUAGUACGUUGAUACGAUGGUUUUCCUUUUACUUUGGCAAAUAUACACCAACAUUAAGGGAGCAUAUACAUUUAGGAUAUCUAAAGGGAGAAGUUUUCCCAAGCUUCUGCAGUUGGAUCUGUAGUUGAAAAUAUAUAUUCUGAAGAAAGUUUACUUUUCAUUUGAAAUGUGAAAUGAUGGACAUUAUAAAAAGGCUGGAAAUAACCACUCAGAAGGUAUAUUUUUAAUUUACAUUCUCAAGGUGGUUUCCUAUGAGUUUUUGUAUGUAUCCAACAUGCUCUCCUUUAGGGAUUUGAACUUGUUACUCUUCUGUACAUUUUAGAAUCUUUAUUUCUAGUAUUGUUGUAUCAGUGAUAAUUUUAUCAUUUUCCAGAACUUUAAACUAAAAUUUAUGCGAGAUUAUUGGUGCACAGAAAGCAAGAAAUCGAAAGUUACAAAAUUUCUAAGUGUAUAUGCCUACUUAUGCAAACUUAUGUUAAUAAGAAUCCCACUGUAACAAAGUAUUAUUAUCAUUCGUCUCGAUUUUUAAGUUAACUGCUAGAGAUUAAGAUUUUGUAAUCUCUAGUAGCGAUGGGUAACUAUUCCCAAGGGCACUGAUGAUUCAAUAUAAAAAUUUGAACUUUUCAAAUGAGCGAAUUUCUAAAUUUCUAAGUUUACAAUUUUUAGAUUUCUCAAUUUAAAAAUUUGAGAACUGGAAAAUUUGAAAUUUCUAUUUUUUUCCAUAUUUGACGUUCCAAAUGUUUACAUUCCUAAAUUUAGAUAUCUAAAAAUUACAGUUUAGAAAUUUAAAAAUCUGAAAGUUGAAAAAUUUGGGAAUUUAUUUACAUUCCUAAAUUUACAAAUGCUCAAAUUUGAAAAUCCGUAUCCACGUAAGCUGUUCGACGGGCACCUGCCCAUCACUGAUCUACAUUGUAUCGUUAUUUAUUAGUACGCGUAAUGUACUAUACUCUCUCAAAACGAAUGUUUCCGUAGGCGAGUACGAGAUACCUGAUUUGUAUCGAAUACGUUAAAAAUCUCUUACCGACUGAACUGAAAACGCUACUGCCAAUUUCUAUAAACAUUCUUCAACGUUCCUUUCAUUCCUGAUGCAAUUAUGCGUUUUUCUUUGUAUCGACAUAUUGCGACCAGUAGGUUUCUUAGCGGACAGUAUAAAUAAUCUUUUAUUUAUUUCGAGGAAGCUGCGUCUUACCGUUUACAAAUGAUUAUAGAGAUAAUACUACACUUCCACAGUCGAUACGGUUUAGAUAUUUAAUGCUGAAAAACAAUAAACAUGGGUGUUCGUAGUAGAUAGUACGAAUAAUUAAUAUAAAAAAAGAAAAUAAAAAAAAUAAAGCGAACAUUGUACGAAAAAAAACUCACGAUCCGUAGAUGUUCAGAACUGUGUUUUAAACCGAUCAGCAUUAAACGACAACACUCUUAGAUAAUAAAUAAAUGCCGUACUAAUAAAUAGAUAACCGUACAGUCCUCUGUAAGAGAAUAAUAUAUAAUGUAGUAAAAGUUCGAGAAGUGAUUGUUAAUUUGUAAUAAUUAUUUCAGUAGCAGAUCAGAUGAAAAAGAUAAUAAAUAGAUAUGUAACAGGAACCGAUAUUCGCUUCUUUGCGUGUUCACUUGUCAAUAUAUAAAUACAUAUACAUUAUAUAAAUAUAUAAUAUAUAAAAACAGAAUAAAUUAACCAAUUUAAUACGUCAAAGGUUUUAUUCAUAAAUCAGUCAGUUCAUUACAAAAGGAAAAAUAAUCCUUAACAACUAUAGUGACAAUGACGACAAAUUAUGUUCACACGUGUGCUGCACAUGCGAUUGCUUAUUUUAUCAUUACUCACAAUAUUAACAUAAAUUAUUGUAGAUAAAGAAACAGUGGAAUUAUGUAUAUACCUCGCGUGAAGUUAGAAAAAUAGCGUGAUAUCCUUGUAAUCGAAAUUCCGACACCUACACGCAUAUACAUAUUCUCACAUACAAAAUACAAGAUCAAUUUUCCAUCGCAGUUCUGACUUUUCAUCACAUUCGCUUAUCGCAACAUUGAUAUAAACACUACAUGUGUUUCGCGUCAAAUGUUUCGAGUUAAGCUGUGAUUAAAUCGGCAAGCAAUGAAUGUUAAUUCAGAGUGUACAUACAUCGAAAAGUAUUGUUACGUUGCCUUCUCAUAGUAUAGCAACAGCUAAAUCUAUCAGUAUAGAAUUUUGAAGUAUUUUAUUUACAACAAUAUUUCGAUCGUUUUAGACAAAAACGCAAUAGAAUAUAGCUCGUUCAUCGCUUGCCUACUUGUGAUUUUGUGAAGUUUAAUCCUUUUGGUAUGGUUAGUCUUCAUGCUUUCUAUUAUUUCUCAAUUUAGAAAUUUGGAGAUUCAAAGUUUCUUAAUUUCCAAAUUUCUAAGUUUAAAUUUUUCGUCUCAUCGCUUCACGCCUUAACACACAUGUACCCGAGAGUUCUUCGCCGGGCGCUUGAGCUAACCUAUAACAAAUAGUAUAGUUCUGUUCACAAAAUUUCAACAAGAAUUUUUUUUCUAAUUGUCACAAUUUUUUUUAUACUUCCUAUUCUGAAAUGUAGACGUUUCACGUUGGACGACUGUAGUUGCUCUUAGAUCAUUUCAUGAUGAACCAGUGCAGAUAUAACCUGUAGUCAAGCGACUAUAGUCAUCCAUAACAGCUAAAGUAUGAAGCAUAAUGUAAUAAAACCAAAAGUUAUUUGAAUGUAAUCAUCGUUCAGCUAAUCGACUAAGUAUAACGUCCAUAUCGAAAGGGUUAAAUGUUACAAGAUCAGUUGAACCAUGAAGCAGGAAACCCUGAUGCUUAUGCGCAUGGAAUCUUUUCUUCGUUCGAACAGGUAGAUCGUGCCUCUGCCACUUUACAGGGCACAUCGGGGCAAACCGUAUAUAUAAUAGGAGCCGUUCAGUGUCUGUUUGUGAUCCCCGGAUGCGCGAAAGUCGUUGUCCUUGUUUACGCUCGACUUCCGGCUGCAAGAAGAUAUUUUUUUAUACGAGAUAUUGUAAAA
Megachile rotundata (alfalfa leafcutting bee) is the source of this 7845-nucleotide messenger RNA. RefSeq lists its product as uncharacterized. Lineage: Eukaryota; Metazoa; Arthropoda; Insecta; Hymenoptera; Megachilidae. Gene Ontology annotation, biological process: plasma membrane organization; cell projection assembly. Gene Ontology annotation, cellular component: actin cytoskeleton; cytoplasmic side of plasma membrane. The record is from RefSeq and is a predicted model, not a curated record. Gene Ontology annotation, molecular function: phospholipid binding; actin binding.